Rubroshorea leprosula is the source of this 721-nucleotide messenger RNA. Lineage: Eukaryota; Viridiplantae; Streptophyta; Magnoliopsida; Malvales; Dipterocarpaceae. The record is from the annotation of a GenBank genome assembly.
AAUUAGAAGCCAUCAAAGUGGGUUUCCGUGGGAUGAAAAAAAGAAGAUGAUUGUUAUAAUAGCAGAUAAUAUGUUAGCAUACAAAGAUUAUGUUCGGGAGAAUGGAAAGGCAAAUGGAUAUGCAAAUAGACCGAUAGAAAGGUGGGAUGAUAUUGUGAUGUUGUGUGAGAUAGAUAGAGCAACCGGUGAAGGUGUUGAAACUUUUGAAGAUGCUUAUGAAGUAGUGAUGGGAGAGGAUGAAAAUGAUGUAGAGUACUCAAUAUCAUGUGCUGCUCCACCAACACAACCUUUCACAUCAUCUACGAUAAAGUCCCAUAAAAAGAAACGGAGGAAAGAUCCAUUGGUUGCUAUUGUUGGUGACAUUGCUUCAUUACUCAAGGAGUACAUGAACUUGAAAAAGAAACCAAGUGGUCAAGAGAUAUAUGAAGUGCCAGUUGAUUUCUCUGGCACAGGCAGGACAUGAAAUGUUUUUCAAUGAAUAUGGAUAUCAUGAAACAUCAUUUGUUGAAUAUAUAUUCUUUUGGCCUUUGAACACUUGGUUUCCCUAUGUUUGACUAGUUUUGUUGAUGAUGUAUGAUGUAGGAUCUAUUCCUUCUCAACUUGCAACCUCAACUCAGUGGUUUACUUCUAAGUCUUCAACGAAGAAUGUCAUAUUUCUAUUUCAUUUUGUAAUUAAGGAGUGUUACCUCAACUACCUUGUUAAUAAACAUAGUUGUCCAAA